AUGGCAUCAUCGUUUUCAUAUAUAUCACAACCUCUAAAACAUGAACAUAUUCUCAAUGAAUUUCAAGCAAUAACAGGAUUAAAUAUUGAUGAUGCUAUUCAUUUUCUUGAUUUAUACAAUUGGAAACUUGACAAUAUUAUCAAUGAUUAUUAUGAUGGAAUUAAAUUGAAACACAAUUCUGACGAAAAUUCCAGUUUAGGUACAUUUUAUUCUAAUGAUGAUUGUACUCAACAACAGAAUGUGGAUAGUGAUCGUCAUUAUGCUGAGUUAUUACAUUUAUAUGGUGAUGCUGAUGAAUGGACAAGACAACAACAACAGCAACAACAACAGCAACAGCAACAUCAACAUCAACAGCAACACAAAUCAUCACAAGAAUUCAUUAAAGAUACACCUAUUUAUCAUGAAAAACAACGUCUGAUGAAAUGUGGUCUUCAUUCAUUAAAUAAUCUUUUUCAAAUCCCCAAAUUAUUUACAUCUCAUCAUUUAGAAAUGAUUGUACGUGAUUUUGAUAAAAGAAAUUUUUUUAAUGAUUAUCGAACAUUAUGGUUAGGAAAUUAUGAUUUAAGAGUAUUAAUCGAAGCUAUUAAUCGGUGUGGUUUUGAUGUUCGACAGUUAAAUAUCUAUCAUGGAGAAUCAAUUUAUCAUCUUCCAUGGGAUUCAUAUUUUGGUUUGUUGAUUAAUUUGAAUGGUACUCAUUGGUUUACAAUUAAGAAUCAUAAUGGAAUUUAUCAUAAUCUAGAUUCAACACUUCGAAAACCUAUACAAAUUGGAGGAAAAGAACGUCUAAUUCAAUAUUUAAUUAAUCUUAUACAAAAAACGCGAACUGUUUAUUUAUUUGUUGUAUCACAACAAAUGAAUGGAAAAGAAAAAUUUUUGUUUUAA
This is a messenger RNA of Rotaria socialis, 882 nucleotides long. NCBI's taxonomy places the organism in Eukaryota, Metazoa, Rotifera, Eurotatoria, Philodinida, Philodinidae. The record is from the annotation of a GenBank genome assembly.